AUGACGUCCACGCGCAUCCAAACCCCAGCUUCUCCGGUCCCGCCCCGCGAUCUUCCUGCUGGUCCACGUCGACGCUGCAGCAACAACCUGGGCAGGAGCACAUCCGGCAGAGACGCAGGAAAACGCUGUUGCCCGAAAAGAGAUCUUCCGAGACCGCAUCGCCGCCGACGGCUGGCGACCGGCAGCGGCGGCGGAUUGCGCGGGCUAGGGAAACCGAAAACAGACCUCGUUCUCGAAACGCUUCUCCAGCUCAGAUCAGAAAUCAGCGACCUCAACCACAAAAUCGACAACAACCUCCUCCAGCAAUCAUCACCGUCCCCCUCCCAGCAGCAGCACCGGCUCUAUCUCCAAUCCGACCUCGCCCAGACCCCGCCCGGUCCUCCCCCAUUCCAGUCUCCGUCCUACAUCUCCUGCCAGUCUGUUCCGCGCGACAGCCCCGAGCUCGACGUCUCGAUCCCUCCCAGCCAUCACUCCGCGACCGAGAAAUUUCUCUCCUGGGAGAUCUUUGACGGCGCGCCGCGGCUGCGGUCCCGCUUCGUGUCGACUUUCCUGCUCGAGAGCCAGCGGCCGGCAAUCCACCCGAUGGCCUCAGACACAACCACCGAAUCCGUCGGCAUCAGCGCCGAGGACUGGCAUCGCCUCUCGCAAGGGUACCAGCAAAACGUCAAUUUCUUCUACCCCGUCAUGUCGAAGCAGCGCCUAUCAGAACUCUAUCCGACCCUCUGCUCGUCCUCCCUGGACGGCUGUCUCGCCUCGCUAGUAGUCGCUCUCGGCGACGCAUGUCUCUACGUCGAGCAGCGCUACAAAAACGACAACAACAGAGCCGAAGACGGCAACCUCUCGAUCUGGACGCUUGCAAACUCCGUCGACGGCCUCGCUGCCUUCCGCCACGCGCUCGGACUCAUCCACAUGGCGCUCACCGACAUGAGCGUCACGGCCUUGCUCUGUCUGCUCUCGACCGCGCUGUAUUUUACAUACAUGCAGCGGCCGCUGCAGGUGAAUGUGUUUUUGAACGCGUGUGCGCAAAAGUGUUUGGUUAUGAUGCAGUAUUCGACCUCGAAUAUGAGCACGCAAGAGUAUGAGACCGUCAAGCGCAUAUUCUGGAGCUGCUUCAUCAUGGAGAGCGACAUCCUCAUCGAGCUCGAACGCGUACCCCAGUCCGGCUGCGCGGAAAUGGAAUCCCAAGUAACUCUCCCCGCCAAAUUCGAGACCCACGACUCCUCCGAAACAAGCGACCUCUCGACCCUCUACUUCCUAGCCUGCAUCUCCAUCCGCCGGCUGCUCAACCGCAUCCACAAACUGCUCUACGCCAAGCAAUCCGCCGUCCCCGACAUGAACCUCAUCAAAGAACUCGACACGCAGAUCGAAGAAUGGCGCGAGGUCCUGCCUCCCUACCUCCGCUUCGAACUCGCAGACAUCUCCAAGCCCGCGCAAAACAGCUACCAGGGCUUUCUCCGACAACGCUACCUCGCCGCGCGCUCAGUCAUCUUCCGCCCGGUCUUCACCUUCGUCGUCACCAUGAACCUCCGCGGCUCGCGCCCGCCGGGGUUCGACGACGCGGUCAAAUCCGCGGGACUCUGCAUCGAGGCCGUGAUGUUGCACAUGAACAACCUCCGCGGCUUCACGCACACCGUCGUUAUCGAUACCUGGAUCUGCUCGCUCUCGAUGGCGGGCGUCGUGCUUGUGCUUUACAUUGCUUUUCAUACCCCGCCGCUGCGGCAGAUCUUGGAAGAGAAAUACGGCGUCGAGCGCGUGCACGAAUGCGUCACCGAGCUGCAGAACAAGCUCGAUGGGUUCAUGCGCUCGGCGCCAGAGAUAUCGCCGAGCGUGAGGCAGUGUGUGGAUAUGAUUGGAGAAGUGAGAGCGAUCCUGUGGGGCGAUGUAGAAUAGUCUUUGAGUAAUUUUUUUUGACCAUAU
Molecule: messenger RNA, 1917 nt
Organism: Myxozyma melibiosi
Lineage: Eukaryota; Fungi; Ascomycota; Lipomycetes; Lipomycetales; Lipomycetaceae
Exons: 3
Coding region: 1-1890 (629 amino acids)
Biological process (GO): DNA-templated transcription
Molecular function (GO): zinc ion binding; DNA binding
Source: RefSeq, a predicted model, not a curated record